Molecule: messenger RNA, 4230 nt
Organism: Chara braunii
Lineage: Eukaryota; Viridiplantae; Streptophyta; Charophyceae; Charales; Characeae
Source: the annotation of a GenBank genome assembly
CUGCUUCUACUUUCGUUGAAGCGGGUGAUGUACCCUCCCCGUUUCAAGAAAUGGCCAAAGCUUUUAAUUCCUUAGUCACCCCGCAGACGCAUCCGGACCCAACUAUACUCUGUACGUUGGAUGUGUCAGAGGCCUUAGAGGACCUUCAAGGUGAGUGGUCGGCAAGGGACCCUCGUGAGUCCUGGGUGGCACUGGGUAGAGGUCCAAAAGGGGAGCACUUUGUUGUGGAAGUCGAUGUGGGUGGUCGCAAGUGCGGCGCCUUCGUAGACAUUGGCUCCACACGAAACUUCAUAAGUCACGACUGCGUUGACAGACUGGGCCUAAAGGACCGGGUCCAGCGCCUUAGUAGACCGGUAGCAUCUACUUUGGCCAACAAAGAGCUCAUGAUGUUGGAGGACUACGUUAAAGAUGUAGUCCGCACCUUCUCUUACCCAGGAGGAGAGCUAAACCAUAAGAUAUCAUUCCUGGUGAGCGACGAGUUGCCCUUUGAUAUGUUAUUGCGCAUGUACUACCUCGAGGUUGCUAAGCCCCAGUUUGACUGGGACAAGGUGUUGAAGCACGAAUUGCCUAGUGGGAGAACCGUGAGACUGGCCAAGUACAAAGCCAGUAGGUUAGUAGACUCCUAUGGGUGCUUAUGCGCAUCAUCCUUUUAUAAUUAUUAUAAACAGAACCCAGAGGAAGGAAUGUACUUAGUUUAUGUCUCUGCAAAAGGGGAGGCCGUUAAAACACCCCCAGAGAUAGAGAACAUCGUCGCGAAGUACCCUGAUUUGUUCAAGGAGCCUACAGGAGUCGUAGACAGGGAGAUUGUUCAUGCCAUAGAGAUUAUCCCAGGAAGUAAAACACCUAAGGGUAGAAUCUAUAGGAUGGCUCCAGCCGAGUUGGACGAACUUCGGCGGCAACUGAAAGAGCUCACAGAGAAGGGUUGGAUUCGGCCUAGCACUUCCCCCUAUGGCUCACCAGUUCUUUUUUUUCCAAAGAAAAGGGGAACACUAAGGAUGUGCAUUGACUAUGGAGGCCUCAAUGCUAUCACCGUUAAGAACGCAGAGCCUCUACCGCGCAUCGACGACCUAUUGGAUAGGGUGCAAGGAUUGUUGGCUCAGCAGGAAGGGAAGAAGUUGAGACCGAUCGAGUACAUGAGCAAAAAGAUGCCUUCAAAGAAGUUGGCAAAAUCCACCUACGAGAGGGAACUCUACGCUCUUUACAAGGCACUUGUCCAUUGGAGACACUAUCUGUUGGGAAGGUUCUUCUACUUAAGAACUGACCAUCAGACCCUCGAGUGGAUCAAGACGCAACCAGUUCUCUCUGAUGCACUCAAACGCUGGAUUGAAGUCCUAGAUCAAUAUGAUUUCAAACUAGACUAUUUGAAGGGAGAGUACAACAAGGUUGUAGAUGCGUUGUCUAGAAGGGCAGACUACCUAGGUGCGCUGAUCUCUGAGUUUGGUUUGUCUGAGGAAGUGACUCGAUCGUUGGAUGAAGCCUACAAGGAAGAUCCCAUCACGAUGGACAUCAUCAACAAACUUCAGGCUAAGGACAAGGCCACUACUGACGAGUUUGUGAUGGUGGAUGGAUCGCUCUUUCUUGAGAAGGCAGGGUUCAAAAGGUUGGUGGUUCCAUCUGGAGAGACUUUGCGUAGUUUAUUUUUAGGUGAGUGCCACGACGCCACGGGACACUUCGGCUAUAAGAAGACGAGUGCUAACUUAGUACAGCGAUUCUGGUGGCCUAACAUGCUUGACGAUGUGAAGAAGUACGUGGAGACCUGUCAGGUCUGUCAGCGGGACAAGCCGCGGACUCAUGCUCCGCUUGGGUUAAUCAAGCCUUUACACAUUCCUGCUGGUCCACGGCAGAGUAUCUCCAUGGACUUCAUGGAUACUCUUGCGACCAGCAAGAAUGGCAAGACGCACAUAUUCGUCAUAGUGGAUAGGUUCACUAAGUACGCUAGACUAAUCGCCAUGCCAGAGACCGCCAGGAUUGAGCACGUCAUCAAGUUGGACAAGUGGGUGCGUGACUUUGGAUUGCCUAAGACUAUCGUUAGUGAUAGAGAUGUGAAAUUCACAAGCGAGAUGUGGAAGAAGGCCGCUGAACAGAUGGGCAACCAGCUUCAGAUGACUUCUGGAAAUCAUCCCGAAGCAAAUGGGCAGGCUGAACAGAUGAACCGAGUGGUGCAGCAUCUGCUGAGGCAUUACAUCAAGCCCAACCAGGAUGAUUGGGAUGAGAAGUUGCCUCUUGUCGUUAGUCUGUACAACAAUGUUGUACACAACACAAUCGGUGCCAGUCCUAAUCAGCUACAUCUCGGAUGGAAGCCUAGAUCCGCUCUAGACUUCCUCCUGCCUGAAAACCGAAUUGCUGCAACUCAUGGAACCAUUGAAUUUGGUGUCCAGUAUGAGAAACUGCUGCAGCAGACUGUCAAACACAUUAAGAAAUCUCAGGAGGUCAUGAUUGUUUCUGAGAACAAGCGUCGUGGACAGUCCACAUUUCAGGUAGGGGAACGCGUCUGGGUCAAGGCUAGUGAACUGGGACAGGAGUUUAACAUCUCUAGGAAACUAAUGCCUCAGUAUUUCGGUCCCUGGGAAGUCCUGGAUAUCGUGGGGAAGGAUUUGGAUGGCCGCUCGUACAUCAUUCGAACAAUUGCAGUUGUGGUGUGGACUGAUGGAAUGUCUAUUCGGGCGAGUGUAAUGUCAUCUAAUCCGUACCGUUCAAAGGAGGCGGGAUCUGUCAAUAGUGUUGAUGCAAGCGUUGUUGUUUGGUUGGGCGUGGAAGGUUCAGUGGUUGUAUGGGAAGGGAGCGAAGAGGUGGUGUUUUGUGGUGCAGUUGUUGUAGUUGGGGUGGAGGAGGGGGAUGGAGACGAAGGUGGAGAGGUCAUUGCUGACGUGGUGGAAAGAUUGGUCUUGAGCCUUUUUGUUGUCUUCGACGUGGUGGAGGGACCUGCGCAAACAACAAACAGGAAGGACAGAAAACAAUCGUGCGAGAAGGAAUUAUGCGAGCCGAUGAAAAUGUCGCCGGAGAUAGAGGGAGUAGUUGCUAAGUACCCUGAUCUAUUUGAAGAGCCUACAGGGGUUGUUGAUAGGGAGGUCGUCCACGCUAUAGAGAUUAUCCCAGGGUCUAGCACCUCGAAGGGUAGGAUCUAUAGGAUGUCUCCAGACGAGCUUGAUGAGCUUCGCCGCCAACUCAAGGAACUCGUAGAGAAGGGUUGGAUCCGGCUGAGUGUUUCCCCUUACAGGUCUCCAAUAUUAUUUGUACCUAAGAAGAAGGAGGGAGCACUUAGGAUGUGCAUUGACUAUAGGGGCCUCAAUGCCAUCACUGUCAAGAACAGAGAGCCCCUACCGCGCAUCGAUGACUUGUUUGAUAAAGUGCAAGGGUGUCGGUACUUCAGUAAGAUAGAUCUGAAGUCCGGGUACCAUCGGAUUGCAAUCCGGCAUGAGGAUCAACACAAAAUCGCCUUUCAGCCCAGGUACGGUCUGUACGAGUUUGUGAUGAUGCCGUUUGGCCUGUGCAAUGCUCGUGGCACCUUUCGGCACGCUAUGAAUCGGAUCUUUCAUGACUACUUGGACAAUUUUGUCAUCGCGUACCUCGAUGACAUACUUAUCUUCAGUAGGACUAUCGAGGAGCACGUGGCACACUUAGAUAAAGUUCGUAGUCUCCUGCGUCAACACAAGUUCAAGAUUAACGGCGAGAAGUGCGAGUUUGGCCGCACCCGUAUUUUGCACUUGGGUCAUGAGAUUUCCGUGGAAGGGUUAAAGCCCGAUGACGCGAAGCUGGCCGGCAUUCGUGACUGGCCGCGUCCUCAGUCUGUGACUAAGAUGAGAUCAUUCUUAGGGAUGGCAGGCUAUUACCGUACGUUCGUUAAAAACUAUAGUAUAGUAGCCGCCCCUUUGACUGAUCUGACACGCCUUGACACCCCAUGGGAGUGGACAGACAAGUGCGAGGCUGCUUUCAGACAUCUGAAGCAUGCGUUGACGCACUAUGAGGUCUUGAAGCUUCCUGAUCCUGACAAGCCAUUUGUGGUCACCACGGAUGCCAGCCAGUAUGGUAUUGGCGUCGUGCUUGCGCAACAGGAGGGGCUAAAGUUGAGGCCGGUCAAAUACAUGUCUAAGAAAACGUUGUCUCAUAAGUUGGCAAAGUCCACCUAUGAGAAGGAACUCUAUGCGGUAUACAAGGCUCUGACCCAUUAAAGGCACUAUCUCCUUGGGAGGUUCUUCAUCCUCUGGACUGAUCAUUAGACCUUGAGAUGGA